AUGAUCACAUGGAACAGAGUCUACAAGUUGAAGUCUAAAGGAAAGGGCGCUUUCGGGGAAGUAUAUAAAGUGAAGCAUAUAAUUGACCAUGAUGUGUACGCCGUUAAAAUUAUCAAGUUUGAAGACACUUAUACUAAUCAAAAGAGACAACAAAUAUUAAGCGAGGUGGAAAAAUUAAAAAAAUUGUGCUCUCAUUAUGUGGUAGUUUAUCGCAACUCAUGGCUCGACGACAAUCAUCUGUUCAUUGAAAUGGAUUAUUACUCACAAAAUCUACAGAAAAUUAUUGAUAUCAAACCCAAAGUCUUUGGAAGAAAACCAGAAGAAGUGUUGAAUGUCUUUGAAUAUUACAUUUCGUGCGAAAUAUUCAAAGAGAUCUUAGAAUGCGUUCAAUAUCUGCACGAAUCGGAACCACAAGUCAUUCAUCGAGACCUCAAACCUUCAAAUAUAUUGAUUUCAAAAAAUGCCGACAAAAACACAAAUCGAUUCAUAAGAUUAGGUGACUUCGGGUCCGCCACUUAUCACGACAUGACAAUCGCAUCCAUGAGCCACACCUCUAAUGUAGGGACAGCACAAUAUAUGGCACGAGAAAUAUUUCAACCCCGAUAUAACAUAAAAGUGGAUAUUUAUAGUGACUUCGGGUCCGCCACUUAUCACGACAUGACUAUGACAUCCAUGAGUCACACAAAAAAUGUCGGAACCGCACAAUAUAUGGCUCGCGAAAUGUGUAAAUCAAAGGAUGGCAAACGGCCCUUCAGUGGCGAAGUAAUCAACGACUAUAACCAGUGGUCUAUCCAUAAAAGUUUACUUACUUCAGACAAACAACGGCUCACCGAAACAUUAGAUAGAUAUAAAAACAUUGAAAACAAAUUUUUCAACGAAAUGUCUGGAAUCCAAACGAGCAAUUUUAACCAAUCGUUAUACAAGAUCGCAUCGAUUGGUGGCAAUAGUCUAGCAAUUGAUCCCAAAUAUAAGUCUAUCGAUAAUAAAGUAGACAUUAAUUGUAUGAAAUUAUUUCACGUCUUAGACGACGACAUUGGUUGCGGUGCUUUUCACUCACUUGUAGUCACGAGUGAUUACUGUGUUUACGGAUGGGGUAGUAAUAGAGAGGAACAGUUGGGUUGUGGGGAACAGCACUCGACUGAUGUAAUAAUAACUCCAAUGAAAAUACAAUUCAUAGACAAUGGGAUUGAAUAUAAAAUACGUGGCGUUUAUUGUUAUGCGAAUUCCUCGUUUGCCGUCACAACUGAUGGCCGAGUCUUCAGUUGGGGUCGAAAUAACUGUCAUUUGGGACACAAUAUAUCGGAUAAUGUAUUCAAACCACAAAUGAUUGACAAUUUGUUUAAUAUUGAGACGUAUGACGUACUGUAUAUCAAGAAUGCAAUUAUUAAUUACCUAUCCAGUCCGUCAAUAAUGAUCCGCGAAUCUGAAAUUCGAAUAUCUCCUAAACCAGAUGAGCUGGAUUAA
Medioppia subpectinata is the source of this 1464-nucleotide messenger RNA. The record is from the annotation of a GenBank genome assembly. Lineage: Eukaryota; Metazoa; Arthropoda; Arachnida; Sarcoptiformes; Oppiidae.